AAUAUUCAUUUUGUUAAGAUAAAACAUGGUUGACUUACAGAGUAAGUGUCAGAUUUGUGAGGGUUGUCAGGAACCAAUUCUGGAUAGAUAUUUCCUUCUUGUCAAUGACGCGUGUUGGCACAUAGACUGUCUCCGGUGUUGUGUCUGCUGCGCUUCUCUUGAGCAGAAGGAAACCUGUUUCAUCAAAGGUGACAAGAUUUACUGCAGACAGGAUUAUGCCAGUGAAUUUGGAAUCAAAUGCUCUAAAUGCAAUCGGAGGAUACAGGCAUCAGACUGGGUGAGGAGAGCCCGGGACAGAGUGUAUCACCUCGCCUGUUUUGCAUGUGAUGCCUGUCAACGCCAGCUUUCAACAGGAGAAGAAUUCGCCCUGACUAAGGACCAAAUAUUGUGUGUACGACAUGACAUAUCUCGUGUAGUGUGUGACGCGGGGGAAGUGAGCUGCAAACAAAAGACCAAGCGGGUGCGGUCUUCUUUUACGGAAGAACAGCUUCAAAUACUCCAAGCCAACUUUCGUAUUGAGAGCAACCCAGACGGCCAAGCUUUAAACAGAAUUGCUCUUAUGACGGGCAUCAGUAGGCGUGUAACACAGGUCUGGUUUCAGAACGCACGUGCCAGGCAAAAGAAGCAACAAUUGUGCAGCAACCAGACAUCUCAGCUGAGCUCUAGUUGUCUUCAUGUUCAAUGGUCAAGCGGAUCAGAGGGCCAGUUCAGCGACUCUACGUCAGAGUAAAGAUUCCCUUGAUCGUUCCUUUACAGCAAGAACUGUGUUAUUUUGUUAAACUAUUUAUAAAACUGUGUUACUUUUGUUAAAACUAUUUACAA
Messenger RNA from Ostrea edulis (European flat oyster), 822 nucleotides. RefSeq names its product LIM/homeobox protein Awh-like. The transcript has 4 exons. The record is from RefSeq and is a predicted model, not a curated record. Lineage: Eukaryota; Metazoa; Mollusca; Bivalvia; Ostreida; Ostreidae. Gene Ontology annotation, molecular function: DNA-binding transcription factor activity, RNA polymerase II-specific; RNA polymerase II transcription regulatory region sequence-specific DNA binding. Gene Ontology annotation, biological process: neuron differentiation; regulation of transcription by RNA polymerase II. Bases 26 to 730 code for a protein of 234 amino acids. Gene Ontology annotation, cellular component: nucleus.